CUUUUCUACAGUUACAAUGAUCAUCAGCCCGUUUUGCUUUAAAUGCCUUGGAAGUGAAAGAGAAAAGCCACAACCACAAACAAAUUACAACUAGAUCAAUACCCAUCACUUUGAUUUUCCUCUAUUCUUCUUAAUUUCUUUCUCGAUCCGAAAAAAUGCUGUCCAUGCUGAACCUUUACGGCUCCUAUGGCCUUCCACUAUGUGUUUCUGCUAACACUCAGUCUCAUCAUCUCACCCUCUCCAAAGAGAUGGCUGAUCAUGAUCGCAGAAGGGAGGCUAUGAAGAAUAAGCAAAGAUCACGAGGUAGAGGAGGAGUGCAUGCAAAUCAAGCGAUGGGGAUUGAUGGAAACUGUGUGAGAGAAGUCGCAGAGAUCACAGAAGGUGAGGUUGAUGAAGAUCUAGCUUAUGUUUUGCGGGAUCUGUUCGACAUUUGUUCAUCUUGUACAGCAAAAGCUGCAUAGAUUGUUAAAAUCAUUACAAAUGCUAGCUGAAGCUUGAAAAUUUUCUUUGACUAUAGUUAUCAUCUUGAUUUCUUUUAUGUUUUGUUUUAUUUCGAUUAUAUGAAAUUAAAUAUCCAUUUAAUUAAAGGUGUAUUUUCCAUU
Mangifera indica (mango) is the source of this 602-nucleotide messenger RNA. RefSeq lists its product as uncharacterized. NCBI's taxonomy places the organism in Eukaryota, Viridiplantae, Streptophyta, Magnoliopsida, Sapindales, Anacardiaceae. The transcript has 2 exons. The record is from RefSeq and is a predicted model, not a curated record. Bases 156 to 461 code for a protein of 101 amino acids.